CCACAUACACUUGCUAGCAUACCUGAUUUGGCGUCGACGAGGGAAGUAAUGUUUCUUGUUUCUUAACAUUUUUCUUGAAAUCAUCAACAUGACAUGGCUGACACUCGUGGUGGUGCUUCAUGCUGUUCUUGCAGCACUAGCAAUACCUACAUCAAAAACCUUCAGAACACAAUCAACAUCAUCAACAUCAACCCCCACAGGUGUACCAACAACUAAAGGUGCUAGCGGAUGUCUUUCCGGAUACAGCAAUUGUCACGUGAAUGCACACUGUAUAGAUACUGCGUCGUCUUAUUUCUGUCGAUGUAAAUCUGGAUACGUUGGAAAUGGCUACUUCUGUGAGGAGGACGAGUGUGCGACAGGUAGACAUCGAUGUGACAGGAAUGCCGAUUGUUAUAAAUCCAUUGGUACCUAUACGUGUGUAUGUAGGUCGGGCUGGACUGGAAAUGGAUUCACGUGUGCCAAUCCUUUUGACAAUCGCCCUCGUGCACCAUUCCGGAACAUAAGGCGAUCAUCGGAUGUGUCAAUGGAGGGAAUGAGCUACCGAUCUAUUCAGUCAGAAGAAAUUCCGUUGUUUCGUCAUAACUUUCCUUGUGGACCCGGCGGAUGCGGUGGACCUAAUCCGACACAAUAUCCAGUAACCUCACGUCCAACACGCUCCACAUUCUUUCCGACAUCCUCUAGAUCCUCGACAAUGACAUCGCCUAAAACUAGAACAUCAACUUCGCGUACCACAUCUUCACCCUCAUCGUCUACCUCUUCGAUUACGACCUCGCCAAGCUCUUUCUCAACAUUCCCAAGCUCUUCGACAACUACAUCACCUACCACUACAACAACCACGCCAACUAGUACAACUACAUCACCUACCACUACAACAACCACGCCAACUAGUACAACUACAUCACCUACCACUACAACAACCACGCCAACUAGUACAACUACAUCACCUACCACUACAACAACCACGCCAACUAGUACUACCACAACCCCUACUACUUCAAUAUCGACACCUACCACUUCUCCAUCCACAUCGCUUACCUCUUCGGCAACAACCUCGCCAAGCUCUUUCUCAACAUUUUCAAGCUCUUCUACAACUACAUCGCCUACCACUUCUUCAACAAUGCCAACUACUACCACCACAACGACUACCACUACCACAACAACGCCAACUACUACCACAACAACGCCUACCACCACCACAACAACGCCUACCACCACAACAACAACACCUACCACCACAACAACAACACCUACCACUACGUCAACAACACCUACUACUCCAACAACACCUACUACUACAACAACAACAACACCUACCACUACGUCAACAACACCUACUACCACCACCACAACAACGCCUACCACCACCACAACAACGCCUACAACUACCACAACAACGCCUACCACCACCACAACAACGCCUUCAACUACCACUACCACAACAACGCCUACAACUACCACAACAACGCCUACCACCACCACAACAACGCCUACAACUACCACAACAACGCCUACCACCACCACCACAACAACAGUAUUCAAAGGAUUAACCCAUCACUUGUUCAAGAUUAUCCCGACUCACAAGGCUCUGGAGAUGUAG
This is a messenger RNA of Pecten maximus, 1597 nucleotides long. RefSeq names its product integumentary mucin C.1-like. Lineage: Eukaryota; Metazoa; Mollusca; Bivalvia; Pectinida; Pectinidae. The record is from RefSeq and is a predicted model, not a curated record. The transcript is spliced from 7 exons. Gene Ontology annotation, molecular function: calcium ion binding. Bases 89 to 1597 code for a protein of 502 amino acids.